CGGAUUCUUUUAUUCACAGUAGAGAGAGAAAGAGGAGAGAGAAAGAGCCAUAACCGAGCCGUCACUGUGUGAACUCUGUGUGUUUUUUCUUCCUUCACAGCAAAAAAAAUCAACUGAAAUAGAUCUGAAAAUCGAAAAUAUUUAGUGGGUUUCUCUUAUUUUUUCGAUUUUUACAACUUUUUUCCCGAUGACUAGCAGAGGAGGAGGAAAAAACAGUAACAAUGGUGGAGGAAUUGGAGUACAAUCAAUUCCACCAGGUUCAAGAAAGAUGGUACAAAGUUUAAAGGAAAUAGUUAAUUGUCCUGAAGCUGAGAUCUAUGCUAUGCUUAAAGAGUGUAAUAUGGACCCUAACGAAGCUGUUAACAGGCUUCUUACUCAAGAUCCUUUUCAUGAGGUGAAGAGCAAGAGAGAAAAGAGAAAAGAGAUUAAGGAUCCAACUGAAUCUAGGUCCUGGAUCACUAGUAGCACUCCGAGCCGUGGCAGUAGGGCUGGUGGGGAUCGAUAUGUUGGGCGUGGUGGAUCAGAGUCUACCAAGCCCGCUCCUGCUUACAGGAAGGAGAGUGGAUCACAAACAAACAACUUCUCUUCUACCCCUCUAAUUGCAGGAGGCAACACAGAUAGGAGACCAACUGCCAUCAGUGAUGCUGCAGGAAAUGACAGUAAAAGAUUGGCACCAGCUGCAGUUGAUGGUCAUUCAGCUGCUUCACAGCCUUCUUCUGGAUAUCAACCUACUUGGGGCGGGGUGCCAGGCCAAGUAUCAAUGGCUGAUAUUGUGAAGAUGGGUAGGCCACAGAGUAAAGUGCCUAGUGUACCCAAUAUAUCUGACAGUACUGCUGGUGUCAACCAAAACCAUGAUCAGGCACCACCUCCUUAUGGCGCAUCACAUGGUAAUAUGCAGUUUUCUGAUGAUCAGUCGACGGUUCCUGAGGUACAUCAGGAACCAAGGGAUAAUUCAUCUCAGAAUCUUUCUGCAAAUGAUGAAUGGCCUUCAAUUGAGCAGCCAUCAGCUGCUAGCCAACCUGCUGUCUCGGAGCCUCCCACUAAUUCUGUGCCCCAUCCUGAUCCGUCUAACAUGUCUUUUGACAGAGUUGAUCAUCAAACUCAGAUAGAUGAGUCUCAAGAGGCAGAUGAAAGUGCUAAUGAAAAUCUUGAUUGUUCCCUUUCCAGUAGAAAGUUGCAGGAGGAUAAUGCUGAUGGUACUUCUCUGUAUGACAAUGACCCGUACAGAUAUCAGCACCAGAAUCACACUUUUGACCAUCCACAAGUUGAAGAUGUUAAUGUCUCAGUUUCAUCAGUUGCCGCGAACUUGCAACAACUAAGUGUAAAGGAUGCAGCGGGUUUGCCAUCUGAUGGGGAUAGUCCAUCUGUUGUGAUUCCAGACCAUCUUCAAGUUCAAACAGCUGACUGCUCACACCUAAGUUUUGGUAGCUUUGGUGGUGUGUCCUUCUCUGGAUCACUGGCCUCUGCCCCCGUGAAAACUAGCUUGGAAGAUGCAUCCAGAGAUGCAGAUAGUUCUUCAGUUGGGCACUUGGGCACCAGGGCCACUGAAUACUAUGGUGAUGGUACUCUCAGAAAUGAGGCUGAUAGUAAUUUAUUCCACAGAAAUAAUGCAAAUGCUGGAAAUUAUGAACUGCCAGCAGCUUCACAACCAGAAUCUCUGAAAGCAGAAGCUAGUGAUGGGCAUUAUUCAUAUCCGUCCUCUGCUGCUGGCUAUUCAUACGAAAGUGCUCAACAAUUGAAUGCAGCGUUUAGUCAGCCACAGACGAGUUCUCAUAUGCAAAAUCUUGCUUCUUUCUCAAAUGAGACAGUCUACACAAAUUCUUUGCAGAGUGACAUGUUGACUGCUAACGUGCAUCCUGGUCGAGAGUCUGAGCUUUCAUAUUCUCCUUUUUCUACAACACAAGCAAUGCCCACAAAAUAUGGCAACUCAAUUUCAUCAAUCAGUGGUUCAGCUAUGCCUGAGGCUAUGAAGACAGUUGGCUUUUCAUCAGCACAGCCUACUCAGCAGAUGCUUUCUGGAAAUAGUGUCGCCACAGGACCUGGCGUACCACAACACCUAACUGUACACCAAUAUUCUCAACAAGCUGUUCCUAUUGCCCCAUAUGGCAACAUGAUUAGUUAUCCCUUUGUGCCUCAGAACUAUUCAUAUAUUCCAUCUGCAUUCCAACAAGCAUAUCCUGGUAAUAGCAGUUACCAUCAGUCGCUUGCAGCAAUGCUCCCCCAAUAUAAGAAUACCGUUUCUGCCAGCAGCUUGCCUCAAUCUGCCACUAUUCCUUCUGGAUAUGGUGCUUUUGGAAAUACAACAAGUAUCCCCGGGAACUUCCCAAUCAACCCCCCUGCUGCUCCAUCUGGUACUAACUUAAGUUACGAUGAUGUAUUAAGUGCUCAGUUCAAGGAUACCAAUCAUUUGAUGUCUCUUCAGCAGAAUGAGAACUCAGCUUUGUGGCUUCAUGGACAUGGUUCAAGAACAAUGCCAACUGUUCCCGCCAACACGUAUUAUGGCUUUCAGGGACAGAAUCAGCAAACGGGCGGAUUUAGGCAAGGCCAACAGCCAUCACAGAGCUAUGGAUCUUUGGGGGGCUACCCACAUUUCUACAAUUCUCAGGCUGGUAUCUCGUUGGACCAACAACAGCAAGAAAACCUUCGAGAUGGAUCGUUGUCUGGUUCACAAGGCCAGCCAAAGCAGUCUCAACAACAGUUAUGGCAAAACGGCUACUAAAUCUUACUGCCUCCCUUGUUUUUCUGUUCUUUCUUUUUUUGGGGUCUUGUAAUGAGUGUGAAAGUGGCCUUUCCAGCUCUCUCUGUUGAAAUAACCCUCGUUCACGAUCCCUGAAGAAACUUGACUGGGUGCUGCCCUGUGCCAUGACUCUGUACUUUACGUGUUUAUCUCAGAUUUAAAUGUAACGUAGGUAAUGUCUGAGUUAACACAGUGCUCUAGUCGUCUCGUCUGUGUUUUUUCUUUUAGCUCUUGUUUAACACGGUUAACCCCCCUUUUCGUCGUUUUUAAUCUAUAGUUGCUAGUGUUUUUUUCCCAAUAGUAAUCUAUUGCAUUAUAAUC
Molecule: messenger RNA, 3058 nt
Organism: Solanum lycopersicum (tomato)
Lineage: Eukaryota; Viridiplantae; Streptophyta; Magnoliopsida; Solanales; Solanaceae
Product: flocculation protein FLO11-like
Molecular function (GO): protein binding
Source: RefSeq, a predicted model, not a curated record